GUGAAUACUUGACAUUUCACUGUUGCGAACAUUUUGUGUUUGUUUCGCGAGGUUUCCAUCGAAGUUGGGUGAAAAUGACUUCGCUAGAGCCGCCACAGAACAAAACCUGGGACCUGUCGUUGUACGAGCUACAACGCAAACCCCAGGAAGUGAUAACCGAUAACACAGAGAUCGCAGUAUCGCCGCGGAGCCUACACAGCGAGCUGAUGUGCCCCAUUUGCCUCGACAUGCUCAAGCGGACGAUGACCACGAAGGAAUGCCUGCAUCGGUUCUGCUCUGAAUGCAUCAUUACCGCCCUGCGAUCCGGCAACAAGGAGUGCCCCACUUGCCGCAAGAAACUCGUCUCCAAGCGCUCCUUGCGCCCUGAUCCGAAUUUCGAUCUGUUGAUAUCGAAAAUCUAUCCCAGCCGCGAAGAGUAUGAGGCAAUUCAGGAACGGGUUCUCGCCAAAUUCAACCAAACCCAGUCUCAACAGGCGCUCGUCAAUUCCAUUAACGAAGGCAUCAAAUUGCAAUCUCAAAACCGCCCCGGGCGCUACAGACGGGGCACUGAAAGUGACCAACAGAACUCUAACCAUGCCAGCUCGAGUUCAGCCUCGCACAACAAUGGGACUGACUCCCGCGACGACAGACAGCAGAACUCGAAUCCGCCGUCGGUUCGGAGCACGCCCUCGCCAGUGCCCUCAAACGUGAGCAGCAGCAGCAAACCUAAGCGCGCGACCUCGGUUUUUACCUCUGAACGCUCGGAAGAGUCCGAGAGUAACAGCGAAAUGGAUUGUCGGACCGAGGGCGACUCCAACAUCGACACAGAAGGCGAGGGAAACUCCGAGCUGGGCAUAAACGACGAAAUCGAGCUGAUUUUCAAACCGCAUCCCACUGAAAUGGCGGGCGAUAACCAACUCAUCAAAGCGCUCAAGGAGAACUCUGUGCGGUACAUUAAAACCACAGCCAACGCAACAAUUGACCACCUCAGCAAGUAUUUGGCCACUCGCCUCACCCUCGAUCUCGAUACUGAGCCCCCGGCCGACUACCGCGUCCUGAGCUUCUGCAUCUACAUAGCCCCGCAGCCCGGACAGCUCGUCAUCCUGAACGGCAAUCAGACCUUGCAGCAGGUGAGCGAGAAGUUCUGGAAGGUCAACAAGCCAAUGGAGAUGUUCUACUCGUGGAAGAAGUCCUAGGGAACGUAGAACCACUCUCUGGAGACAAGGGAGUGAGCGAUCGAAUCCUCUUCGUUCUUCGUCAUUCUCAUUCGCCUUCGUGAAUCUUCACUGGAUUCUGUUCUCUCAUCGUCAUGCGAAUGUAGUGUUAGCGUUUCAGUUGAUUUAAUUCGUUCAUCUUUACUUGUAAGGAAGGUAGAGGGCUUCGUCUUGCUUGGUUUCCGAAUUAUCCUUUUAUUCGAAGCGACUCAGUUUAGGAAGUAGAUUUAGGGUUAAGUGUGCACUUCGACUGUGAAGUGCGAGGUAAUAAAUGUCUAUAUUUAAUCAGAUAA
Hermetia illucens (black soldier fly) is the source of this 1486-nucleotide messenger RNA. RefSeq names its product E3 ubiquitin-protein ligase RING1 (gene Sce). Gene Ontology annotation, cellular component: ubiquitin ligase complex; PcG protein complex. The record is from RefSeq and is a predicted model, not a curated record. The coding region runs from base 75 to 1175 and encodes 366 amino acids. NCBI's taxonomy places the organism in Eukaryota, Metazoa, Arthropoda, Insecta, Diptera, Stratiomyidae. Gene Ontology annotation, molecular function: chromatin binding; ubiquitin protein ligase activity. The transcript has 3 exons.